AAUAGAUCUCACAGUGAAGGGCAGGCCUCAAGGGGGGAACGAAGUUGCGUGAUGAAGGAGACUAGUUCUUCCGCGACCGAUCCGAGGCAGCCGUCCGCGGCGAAGCCCUACGUCCCUCCGACCUUGUCGCCUCAGGAUCUCCCCAUCGACUAUGCUGGAUUUCUCGCCGUUAUCUUCGGCGUUCUCGGCGUUACCUUGCGGUACAAGCUUUGCUCAUGGCUGGCAAUUAUCUUUUGUGCUCAGUCUUUUGCAAACAUGAAGAGUUUUGAGAAUGAUUCUAAACAGUUGUCUAUGGCUUUCAUGUUUGGUGUUAUGGGGUUGGUUACAAACUAUUUGGGACCUCGUCCUGUGAAGAAAUCUUAGCAGUAAGAUGGUCUUUGAAUCAUUACCCCUCUGAUUUAUGGAAACUUUUUCUUUAAUUGGUUAGUAUCAAGAGAGGUUUUCAGGUUUAGAUACUAUAACAACAAGACUGGACUAUUCUGAUGCAGCUCAUGCAUUCAAACCAUAUUUCUUCUCGUAUUCAAUGUCUACGAAUAUCAUGCCAAUUCAUUUUGGAAUUGCAUUGUUAUGGUGAAAAUGUUAGUAGCAUCUCAAAUUUUCUUUUCUCAAUCUGGCUGCUGCCGUGACAUUCAUAGUCCCUGAGGGAAGUGUCUUAAAUAAAUCAAGUACCUACAAUUUAAUUUGUGCCAAAUAUGAAUGAAUGAAUUAAUGUGA
This is a messenger RNA of Zingiber officinale, 714 nucleotides long. Its product is annotated as protein Asterix-like. Lineage: Eukaryota; Viridiplantae; Streptophyta; Magnoliopsida; Zingiberales; Zingiberaceae. The transcript has 3 exons. The record is from RefSeq and is a predicted model, not a curated record. Gene Ontology annotation, cellular component: endoplasmic reticulum membrane. Bases 52 to 363 code for a protein of 103 amino acids. Gene Ontology annotation, molecular function: protein folding chaperone. Gene Ontology annotation, biological process: protein insertion into ER membrane.